Molecule: messenger RNA, 1323 nt
Organism: Andrographis paniculata
Lineage: Eukaryota; Viridiplantae; Streptophyta; Magnoliopsida; Lamiales; Acanthaceae
Product: putative F-box/LRR-repeat protein 23
Exons: 3
Coding region: 196-1197 (333 amino acids)
Molecular function (GO): protein binding
Source: RefSeq, a predicted model, not a curated record
ACAAAAAUCAAACAAACAAAGUUACAAACGCACCUCUAUUGUUUGCCUGAGGAGAGAAGAAACAGGAGAUGGAAAGUCGGGAAGAACAGUAGUCAUAGCAUACUAUUUGUGAAAUUGGGAUUUGGAAUUAGGGUUUCGCUCGCUUUACUCUUUUGUUCGCCCAUCGUCUUCAUAAGACCUUUAUCUAAGGUAAGGAUGCAUCGUCGGUUGAGAAAAAAGAAAACGAAGAUUAGGCGGCGCAAAAGAAAAUCCCAAGCGAUGAAUCCAUCGCCAUUGUCGCCUCCUUGGGUUGAUUUGCCUUCUGAUGUGACAGCGAAUAUCCUACAGAGACUGGAUGUGGUAGAGAUCCUUCAAACUGCACAGAAAGUAUGCACUACCUGGUGGAAAGUGUGCAAAGAUCCUUCCAUGUGGAAGGUAAUUGAUAUGAGAGAUUCAUUGCCGGACUUCAAUAUUGAAAUCAUGUGUCGCGAAGCUGUUGAUCGUAGCCAGGGCCAGUUGACUGACAUUAACAUUGGGUAUUUCGGAACCGAUGAGUUGAUUUUAUACAUUUCGGAAAGGUGCAGUGGCCUUAAAUCCCUCACUCUCAAGCUUUGCUGUGAUGUUUCGAGCUAUGCUCUGCGAGAAGCAGUUCGAAAUUUCCCCAAGUUAGAAGAGCUGCACCUCUUAUUCCACUGCAUUGGUGCCGAAGAUGUUGAAAAUAUCGGCACAUCUUGUCCUCAAUUGAAGUCUUUCACACUCAAUGCUGCCGGAACAAAUUAUCCAGGAUUGGGACACGAUGAUUCCUGGGCACUGGCAGUUUCAAAAAGCAUGCUGAAUUUGCACCAUCUCUGUCUUCUUGGGCACAACAUGACGAGCGAAGGUUUGGAAGCAAUUCUUGAUGGCUGCCCACAUCUUCAAUCACUUGACAUCCGCCGUUGCUUUAGCAUUGAUCUAAAUAAGGGAAAUCUUGGCAAGCGGUGCUCCGAGAGGAUUAAAGAUCUCAAGUUCCCUCAUGAUGCAAUCGAUGAUUGCAACAAGAUUGCUUCCGAGUUUGUUCAUUGUUACAACUACUAUGACUCGGAAUUUUCGAACUACUCUGAUAGUGACUUGUUCGGAAACUAUGAGGAUUACAGUGAAGGUGACUACGAGGAUUAUACCGAUCUAUUUGCUGAUGAUUUCCUUGCCUCUUUCUUGCCUGGGGGCCAUCAGUAUAUUUGAGACAUCAGGUGAUAUAAUUCUCAGUUCCUUGUUCUAAUCCAAUCUGUUUUUGUCACUACUGAAUAUUUCAACAACACUUUGUUGAUCUUUUGCCUUUUGGGAUCUUUAGAAACAUCAUUUCGGAUU